Molecule: messenger RNA, 3058 nt
Organism: Hylaeus anthracinus
Lineage: Eukaryota; Metazoa; Arthropoda; Insecta; Hymenoptera; Colletidae
Product: activating signal cointegrator 1 complex subunit 2
Exons: 14
Coding region: 793-2979 (728 amino acids)
Biological process (GO): regulation of DNA-templated transcription
Molecular function (GO): ubiquitin binding
Source: RefSeq, a predicted model, not a curated record
CAUGUACAAUUUAUUUACUUUACAGGAUUUGCAAAAUACUAAAAAAAAAAAUUACACAUGUCGCAUGAAUUAUCUAUUUUGUUCGUAAAAACAUAAUUCCUAUUAUGUAUAGAAAUAAAUAAAUCUAGAAUCCUAUUCGUGUAUUAAUUAAUUAUAUCUGACAUUAUCAUUGGCAAGGUCAAUUUAAAUUAGAAAUCCAUCUAAGAAAUUAUAUUCUCCCAAUAUAAUAGUAUAUUUAUUUGUAUAUCUCAUAUGUGCACUUAUUUAUUAAAUACGAACUAUAUUUGUUUACGUACGGAUUAUGUACGAGUAUUUAUUAAAUAACACGUUAGAACAUUGGUAUUCAUGCAUUUAUGCUACUUGUCAUGAAUAGGUUACAUACAUCAGGGCCAACAUACAUGUAGCAAAAUUCAUUUUCAAAGCGCAUUAGUUCACUUGUAAUAAAUAAUACUUUAAUAUUUGCAUUUGAUAAUCUUACAUUGUAAAUGUCGCAUAGUUAACAGAUUUCCGCUACUUUGUAGCGAUUCGUUCGACUUGUUGCAUAUGUUCAUGGUCACAAGAGUAGAGCUUGGGGGCCCUGGUUUCAGACGAACGGUAGUAGAACAAUAGGAAUUUGUUUGGAGUUGGAAAAAGAAGAGUAUAUAUAUUCGGCGUGCGGUAUUCGGGUGUAUACCCAGGUAUUCCUCUCGAACGUCGCAAAGUAACGCUUUCUGGUGCACCGAUAUUUUUUAAGUGUUAAUUUAUUUGCGAUUAGAACUGCUCAGUGUUAAUCAACGUUAUUUUUGACUGUUUAUGACGGGAAAUGUAUCACGUGAGAACAUGGAUCCACUCAAGAAUCCGGAUUCUCUGUCUCUGGACAAACUAGAGAUAUGUAUAAAAGCAGAUGGUGUUCUUGAGUCUGUUAAUGCUAUGGAUAAAAGGUGGGUGGAAGAUCAUUAUUUUUUAAAUUACGAAGAUCCUAAAAUAUAUAAUGAGGACGGAUCUGAAAUUAUGGGGGCAAAGGAACGUUGGAUGGAAAUUGUCCAAUGCAUGAUUGAUGAUUUAAAAUGGUUACUUAGCCUCCAGUUUUACAGAUUCUGGUCGAACAUCGUAUACAAUAAAUCGAUACUAAAUGCAUUAGUAUCUUUUCUACAAGAAGCACCACCAUUUUAUGCUUUAGAAACUUUUUCAAACUGUCCAGAAAUGUUGGAACUUCUAGAAACUCUUAGUCGCUAUGUGCUUAUGACCUUUACACGUCUUGUGACAAACAAGGAAAGCAGCGGGGAAUACAUGGAUCGUUCAUUUCUUGGAAACCUAUUGUAUGAAAAUUUCAUAUUUACGGUACCAAUUAUCUUUGAUCUCUGUCAACUUUAUGGCCGAGAAAAUGAUAAAAUAAUGAAGAGACUUUUAAAGAGUUUAUUCAUAUUAGAACCACGGUACAAUAAUGAUAUUCAAAAAGCAGUUCCUUGUCUUAUAGAGGCCUUUGAAAAUGUUGAAAGAAAAUUCACUAGUCCUGUUUGCAAUGCCAAUGAAGCAGUUUCGCUACUGAAAGAAACUCCAGAACUUACAUUAUUUAAUUUAGAGGAUAUGAUAUUAUAUGUAUUGGAUAUAUCAUCAACGAUUACUGUGUUUUUAAGAAAUUACCCACCUGCAGUGAGUACAUUUCAUAGAGAAGAUUUUAUGAAUAAAAUUGUUUCGAUAUAUGAGGGCACAAUACCUGAGAUGUAUAAAAAAUUAGGUAAGCUAGGAUAUAAUGAAGCAAAUAUAGCGAAAUAUAUGGAACUGAAGCAUCGAUUAGAUGUGAUAAGGGUUGAAAUUUUACAGCUCUUUCGAACUAUAAUAUACGAACCCAUAACGAAUACACAGAACAAUUUAAAUACGAUGACAGAAGCAGAAAUAAAAAAUCAUGUUGAAGAAUAUCUUACAUUUUUAACCAGUGCAAUUUCGGAGAAAGAAUUCAUUACAGAUUACGAUCGAUUUUAUCCAGUAACAUCGGAUCUGAAAAUUUUGUCAAAUAUUUGUGCUGAAGUUGAUGCAAUAAAAUGUAAUUACAUAUUGAACUCGAUCAGUGCAACUGUUGGAAAAUCAAAUACUCCGUCUGCUGCUGUCUUCAAUGAUGUAAUUGAAGGCGUAGCUGGACCUAGUGGUGUUCAAACUCGGGCCGUAACAUCUAGUGGUAGUUUAAGUUCGUCAAAUGAGAAGAGAAUACCUUUAAUGAAGAACGGCGUUAAAUUGGCCUCACUUAUAACUGAGGUUCAAGAUAUCUUUAAUGAUUUAGACGAACGUUUUAUCGAGAUGUGUUUGGAACAUUACAAAUAUGAUACUGCGUCUGUGAUAAAUGCCGUAUUGGAAAAUACAUUACCACCCCAAUUGGAAAAAUUGAAAGACUUAAAACCCACAGUGAACGAUACACCGCCAGAUUACACGCAUUGUAUUCCAAUCUACAAUGACCAAACUGUUGACCCCGAUGAAUUGGACGAGUUCAGUGACGAUAACGAUGACGACGUUCGCGUUAAAACUCGCGAAGUCAUCGAAGUACCCAAAGAUUAUAUAACGAGAAAUUACAGCUUUAUAGAUGAUUACGAGGAUGAAUAUGACGAUACGUAUGAUAACAGAGAUUCGCGCAGUACUACACAAUACGAUUCCGUUGAGAUAGAUUCCAGACCUUUUACUACUCCAAGAGUACUCCUCCCAAGGCGAAAAGUCGAUAUGGCUAAUGAAUCUGAAUCGGAGGAUGAAGAAUUAGGAGCUGAACAAAACGGUAAAGAUCAUUUUCUACAGAAUCCGGCCGAAUUGCGUACUAGAGCUGAAGAACGAAGGCAAGCUAAUCGAGGCAGAAGAGCUUCAAGCAACGUAGCUGGUAAACCCAGAGGACAAGGGCAAGAGAAAGAAAUCUUAUUCAAUAGGCAGCAGAAAAACACCCAUAAAGCAUCACGUGCUAAUCACAAUCGCCGUUCGGGUGCUCAAUGGAAACGAAAUCAAGGAAUGGUUCCAUCUUAAAUUUAUCUAUACUUCUACAAUAUCAAUGUAAAUACUGCCAUGUGAUAAAUACAUUCGUACCCACGAUAGCUCAACAGCA